This is a messenger RNA of Perkinsus marinus ATCC 50983, 423 nucleotides long. RefSeq lists its product as hypothetical. The transcript has 4 exons. The record is from RefSeq and is a predicted model, not a curated record. The annotation marks the transcript as partial. NCBI's taxonomy places the organism in Eukaryota, Perkinsozoa, Perkinsida, Perkinsidae.
UCAUCCGCCUAUCGCAGCUGCUGAGUGCCAAGCUGUGACGGAGGAGGUGGACAAUACGAUAAAGGUGGGGACUUUGGAUGGCCACUUCAUACAGGACUUUAAGGAGGACUAUCUUGCUACUAUCAAGUCUGUGAGCAUCUUGUUGGACUCAGAGUUGACGGCGGUAGAGCUGUCAGGAGCGUUCCCGGGUGGCAACAAGAUGCAUGGUGCCUCUUCGCCCGCCUUCCCACCCCCACACUGCUUGACUCGAUAUGAAUGGAGGUCCUCAGCAGCCGAGGAACCCGCUGAUCGGGCCAGGCAUCUCGAUCUGUCUAUUCGGUCACUGCAUACAGGUUUGCGGAGUGGCAAGAUAGAGGAGUGUAUGAUAGUGCUACCACCGACAUCCUAUAUGGGCGGCCGGGACAAUGUUACUGUGAUCAUAAG